AUGUCGAAGCCUAUAUCUUUUGGCUUCGGGAAGUCCAAGACGGCCAGCACUGGCACCGGCACUCUCCCGUCCCGCAAGCCUGCCUCUUCGAAGGCCCCUUCACGAACCGCCCUCCACCAAGACUCGGACAAUGAAGACGAGGAAGAGCCAAGACACGAGUCAGUCACUGGCUUCUCGUCUAGUGGUGCUAUUCUAAGUCGUCCCGUACAGGAAUCGAGAGAGAAAGUCAUACAGAAUGCCGGCAAUGGCGACUGGCGCAGACGAGGACGAAACAAUCUACUGCCUGCAGAAGUCCAAGCGGCGCAACGGGGAGAUGGCCCGGUCAUGGUGGAAAGAGACGAAGUGAGCAAGGCUACCGGUCUUCAAUUUGCAGACAAGAGUGACAAGGAGCCGGAGCAACGGCCGGAUGGCGACCAAAAGCCACAGAACCACGCCGAUAGUCCACCCAGCCGACUGACUGCUGAUGACGAAGCCCUGCAAGCGCUUUUGGACGAUGGCACGGGUAAGCCCAAGUCGAGCGCUGUUAUACAACUACAAGGGAACAGGAUGUUGUCACCACGCGACGAAGAGGAAGAUUUUCGCCAAGACAUAGCCUCCAGACCAGAUUCAAGUACCCUUGAAGAGUAUACAGCAAUGCCUGUUGAGGAGUUUGGACUAGCCAUGCUUCGGGGAAUGGGCCAGAAGCGGCGCGCCAACGGAGAAGUCAUUGAUCUAAACCCAAAGAUGGACGACAACAGCCGAAAGCAACGUAAGCAAGAGGGCUUUCUAGGCAUCGGGGCCAAAGCAGCUCCUGGAACGGAUGGAGUCGAGCUAGGCGCGUGGGGCAAAGCGGACAUGCGCAAGAACACCAAGGGCCAGGGGUUCUUUACACCGUUGAUGCGCGAGAACAAAGCCACAGGAGAGCGCAUAUCAGAGGAUGAAUUUCAGAGAAGGCUCAAAGAGUCUAAAGGAGCAAAGGACGAGGAUGACUGGAGACAGCGCAGAGAUCGCAACCUGGAAAAGAGCGGUAGAGACCGCGAUCGAAAUGGUCACGCCAGUGGCAAUGACGACUACCGUGAUCAGAUGAACUCUUUCUCUCGUUCAGGUUCAUCAAGGAGAGAUAAGGAGGACGACAGGGAGUAUUCUCGAUCAAGGAGAGACCGGGGUGACGAUGACCACGAGACCUCAAGAUCGCGGAAAGACAGGUCAAAGGACAGAAGCAGGAGAGGUCGAGACAAGGACCAAAACCACGAUAGCCGGCACCGGGAUAAGUACCGAGACCGCCAUCGUGAUGACGACAGAUACGAUUCGAGUUCGUCUCAUCGAAGCCAUCGUGAUCAUGAUCGUGAUCGAGACGGGGACAGAUACAGAGAGCGCGAUGGUGAUCGUCGGCACCGGGACGGAUGA
Molecule: messenger RNA, 1386 nt
Organism: Cladophialophora carrionii CBS 160.54
Lineage: Eukaryota; Fungi; Ascomycota; Eurotiomycetes; Chaetothyriales; Herpotrichiellaceae
Exons: 1
Coding region: 1-1386 (461 amino acids)
Biological process (GO): mRNA splicing, via spliceosome
Cellular component (GO): spliceosomal complex
Source: RefSeq, a predicted model, not a curated record